AUGGCUCUCGAAUAUAUCGAUCAAAAGAUUAAAAAUGGUGAUAUUACUUUUUUUGAAUACGAGGAAUUCAGUAAAGUGGAGAAAGUUUGUAAAGGAGGAUUUGGAAUUAUAAAAAGUGCUGAUUGGGAGAAUCGUGGGAUUAAAGUAGCGUUAAAAACUCUGAAAAAUAAACCUUCGAUCAAUGAGGAUAGUAUGAACAGAUUUCUUAAAGAGCAAUUAGAAUUACAAUGCGAUGGUGGUGAAUUAAGCGAUGAAAUAUUCGAUGCAUUACAUGAAAUUAUUCAUGCAUAUUUAAAUAAUAAUAAGGUUGGGUUAAAUAAUCUUCUUAAAGAGGCUUUAGAUAAACAUGAAUCAAAAUCACGAGAAAUUUUUAAAUUUCUCAUGGAUGAUCCAACGAUAAAACAUUACGAGUUAAUAAUUGGAGUGUUUUAUGGAAAAGGUUUCGGAGUAUGUCAGGAUGAUGAGGAAAGCUACAAGUGGAUCGCAAAAGCAAGUAAGAAAAAUGAUAUCGAUGGAGAUUGUGAACUUGGGAGUUGUUAUUACAGGGGAUAUGGCAUUGAGAAAAAUCUUGAAAAAGCAGUAUCAUAUUAUCAACAUGCAAGUAAUGGAGGAUUGAACGUAGCUCUAUACAACCUUGCAAUUUGUUAUGCAAAUGGUUACGGCGUACGUAAAAAUUUGUCGGAGGCAUUUAAAUUAUAUAAAAGAUCUGCUGAGAAUGGGUAUAUACUCUCUCAAAAAAAUCUUUGGUAA
Molecule: messenger RNA, 750 nt
Organism: Funneliformis caledonium
Lineage: Eukaryota; Fungi; Glomeromycota; Glomeromycetes; Glomerales; Glomeraceae
Source: the annotation of a GenBank genome assembly